AUGGUUUCCCAGAAAGCAGCACCCUGUUAUAUAGUUAGUACGUAUUCCGGUGAAGGUGGAGUAAACAAAUGGGCACGUUUCAAGAUUUUGGAGGCUCAGACGCGUAAAAUAGUACAACAAAGGACGACCGCGGGUGAACCAUCUUCCAAUUCGUCACAAAUCUCAGGGAAGUGGGUUACGAGCUUGGAUAAAUUGAAUUUCUCGUGCAGAAUCAUCAACUCCAAGAGUUGCGUAUUAAGUUGCUAUAGUUCAUCUUCCCAAAUCUCCAAGUAUCCCGUAUUGCACCUUCUUGUAACUUACAAUUUGGUUACCACAUUGACCAGUUGA
This is a messenger RNA of Kuraishia capsulata CBS 1993, 327 nucleotides long. RefSeq lists its product as uncharacterized. The record is from RefSeq and is a predicted model, not a curated record. The transcript has a single exon. NCBI's taxonomy places the organism in Eukaryota, Fungi, Ascomycota, Pichiomycetes, Pichiales, Pichiaceae. The coding region runs from base 1 to 327 and encodes 108 amino acids.